Molecule: messenger RNA, 819 nt
Organism: Ostreococcus tauri
Lineage: Eukaryota; Viridiplantae; Chlorophyta; Mamiellophyceae; Mamiellales; Bathycoccaceae
Product: GrpE nucleotide exchange factor, coiled-coil
Exons: 1
Coding region: 1-819 (272 amino acids)
Biological process (GO): protein folding
Molecular function (GO): adenyl-nucleotide exchange factor activity; protein-folding chaperone binding; protein homodimerization activity
Source: RefSeq, a predicted model, not a curated record
AUGGCGCGGGGCACGAUGACGUGGGCGCGAACGACACUCGCGCGAGGGACGGGCGCGGGGGCGACCGUCGCGGUGCGAGGACGCGGACGCGCGCACGCGCGCUCGACCCGAGGUCGAGGUCCUCGAGCUCGGGUCGCCCCGGUCGCGCGCUCGAGCGAAGAGGAGGGUGAGACCGCGGAGGCGGUGGAUGCGAACGACGAGGAUGAAGACAUCGUUGACGUCGAGGAGACGAUCGAGUCCGAGGCACACGGCGAAGAGAGCGAACUGAGCAAGCUCUUGGGACAACUGGACGUGGUCGUCGGGGACAACGCCGAGGCGCGGGAGAUUUUGGCGCUCCUCAAGACGGAGAUGGGUGACGCGAACGCGAAAAUGGUCGGGAUGGAAGAUCAAGUGGGUGCGAUGAAGGACCAAUACUUGCGCCUGAACGCGGAUUUUGACAACUUCCGCAAACGCACGGCGAAGGAAAAGGCGGACGCCGCAAACACGGCGAAGGGCGCGUUCGUCAAGGCCAUGUUGCCGGUCCUCGACAACUUUGACCUCGCUGAGAAGAACAUCAAGGGGAACAACGAGGGUGAAGAAAAGAUUCUCACCGGAUACCAAAACAUCGUCAAGCAAAUGUACGAGAUCUUCGAAUCCCAAGGACUCGUCACCGUCCCGGGCGUCGGAGAAAAGUUCGACCCGAUGGACCACGAAGCUAUCAUGCGCGAAGAGACCGACGAGGUCGAAGAAGAAACCAUCAUCGAAGAAUUCAGAAAGGGCUACAAGAUCGGCGACUCGCUCAUCCGCCCUUCCAUGGUGAAAGUGUCUACGAAGCCGUGA